AUGGUUCGAACUUCAGAUUCUAGUUCUUUAACUGCAACGAAUAUGGAUAGAGAUUUGGAAGAACAGAAAAAUGUCCAAAAAAAGGCUAGACAUUGGGAGUUGGUUUUCGACCAGAUACAUGUCACGCCCGAAGUACUCAAUUACCCUUACAGAGGAUCUGGGACAGAACAGGAUCCUUAUGUGGUAGAGUUCAUUCCAGGCGAUCGCAGAAAUCCAUUGAAUUUUACCAUGUUGAAGAAAUGGACUAUCACUUUACUUCUUGCCUUUGCAACCUUGGCAGUUUCUUUUGUGUCCUCGGCAUAUACAGGCGGGGUUAAACAGAUCAUUGAGGAGUUUAACGUCAGCACGGAAGUUGUCACUUUAGGAGUCUCGCUUUUCGUCUUGGGUUUUGCGAUCGGGCCGCUUAUGUGGGCUCCCUUGUCAGAAUUAUAUGGUCGACAGGUUCUCUUCUUUGGCACUUAUGCUAUGCUUACUGUUUUCAAUGCUGGGGCUGCUGGAGCAAAAAAUAUACAAACACUCUUGAUCAUGCGAUUCCUCGCAGGCGCUUUUGGUAGUUCUCCUCUUACCAAUGCCGGUGGAGUUAUUGCCGACAUGUUCUCUGCUUCUCAUCGAGGAAUUGCUAUGAGUAUCUUUGCUGCAGCACCAUUCCUAGGCCCUGUUAUUGGACCAAUUGUAGGCGGCUUCUUGGGAGAAACAGAAGGUUGGAGAUGGGUCGAAGGACUCAUGGCCAUCUUCACCGGAGCACUCUGGAUUAUUGGCACACUCACCAUCCCCGAAACUUAUUCCCCAGUCAUCCUUCGUCGCCGAGCAAACAAGAUGUCCUCCAUGACGGGAAAAGUUUACAAAUCCAGGAUAGAAGUUGACAACGGCUCUAAAUCUUUAUCAGCAGAAUUCAAAACGGCACUCUCAAGACCUUGGAUUUUGUUGUUUACAGAACCUAUCGUGUUCUUGUUAAGUUUGUACAUGGCAAUCAUAUACGGAACUUUAUACAUGAUGUUUGGAGCAUUCCCAAUUGUGUACCAAACUGGACGCGGAUGGAGUGCUGGUAUUGGUGGAUUGGCUUUCUGUGGUGUUGCAGUCGGGAUGAUGAUUGCAGUUCUUUACUCAGUGUGGGACAAUAAACGAUAUAACGCUACAGCUGCCAAGCAUAACAAUGCUGCUCCACCUGAAGCUCGACUUCCACCUGCCCUCAUCGGAAGUAUCUGCUUGCCUGUUGGUCUCUUUUGGUUCGCAUGGACAAAUUCUCCAAGCGUACAUUGGAUUGUCAGUAUCAUAGGCACUGCUCCCUUUGGAUGUGGGAUGGUAUUGGUGUUCUUGAGUGUCAUGAAUUAUUUGAUUGAUGCGUAUGUUCUUUACGCCGCUUCCGUUUUGGCGGCCAGCAGUGUUCUUCGUUCCUUGUUUGGUACGGCGUUUCCACUCUUCACUUCUUAUAUGUACCAAAAUCUCGGCAUUCAUUGGGCAAGUUCAAUUCCAGCUUUCCUCGCAUUAGCCUGCGUACCAUUUCCAUUCCUCUUUUACAAGUAUGGAGCAUCUAUUCGAAUGAAAUGCAAGUUCGCGGCGGAAGCGGCACGUGUAUUGGCGGAGAUAAGGGGAGCUUCUUCAAAUGAAGAUGAGGCGGAGCAGACAAUAGAGGAUAUGGAGGAACGGGAGGCGAGAAGGUUAAAUGCCCAUGAGGAGAGUGAGAAGAAUGAAGCUGUUUAA
Botrytis deweyae is the source of this 1701-nucleotide messenger RNA. RefSeq lists its product as uncharacterized. The record is from RefSeq and is a predicted model, not a curated record. The transcript is spliced from 4 exons. Gene Ontology annotation, biological process: transmembrane transport. The coding region runs from base 1 to 1701 and encodes 566 amino acids. NCBI's taxonomy places the organism in Eukaryota, Fungi, Ascomycota, Leotiomycetes, Helotiales, Sclerotiniaceae. Gene Ontology annotation, molecular function: transmembrane transporter activity.